This is a messenger RNA of Ostertagia ostertagi, 1947 nucleotides long. Lineage: Eukaryota; Metazoa; Nematoda; Chromadorea; Rhabditida; Trichostrongylidae. The record is from the annotation of a GenBank genome assembly.
AUGCAGAAAUUUGCUCGAAGUGUUAUUCUAGUCGCUUAUGAAAGAAAGAUCGUUGAUAAGAAGAAUGAACGUCUGAUUACGAUGCGGAAUUCUUUGCUGACAGUGAUGGGAAAUGUGACUGGUUGUGAUGUUCUAAGCGAGAUGUUGUCUCUUCAUUCACCGUUUAUGUUGAGCUAUGAGGAGGAUUUCGACAACUUCAUGAGCUAUUUUUCACUCUUAAGAAAGGCUUUGAUCAUGUCAACCGGGAACAAAACACUAAACAGGCAUGUUAUAAGUCUAAUUCUGCGUGCUGUUCAGCAUUUCCCAAAUUAUUUCAAGGAUCAUGUGGCAGACGUCAUUGCUUUAUAUGCUGAAGUCGACGGUGUCAUCUCGAAAAUGCAAAUGGCUCAAUUGCUGCAGGUUUUGGCAUUCCUUUCGAACACAGUUGAUGAUGAAUCGGUGCGAUUGAAGUUGUUGCAAAUGGCAGUCGCUCCAUCUGUUGAGCACAUUCGUAACAUAGAAUGGUCUCUCGAGAACGUUUCGACAUUUAUCAAGUUCAAUGGAUUUGAUGUGAUGCCUGCGGAUUCAUUGGAAUCGGCAUGCAAUGUCAACAGAGUAGAGCUGAGACGAGCUCUUACUUGCAUCCAAGGAGCUGUUCACCAAGUGAACAAGUCAAGUCCUCUGGCGUCCUUACUAGUGCCGAUCUUUCCAUCGUUUUUCAAAUUGAGCAGGUGCUUGAUGGAUUUACAUCUAGAGGAAUGUAAACAGCUGCUCCACCCAUUGUUACGUGACAACCUCACUAAAAUUGUUGCAUUUGAAAGGCAACAGAUUUACUGUAUGUUCGAUUUUUCAAGCGUCAUAAUAGUUGGACAUAUUACGAAUUGCUCCGUCGGAGAAAAUAUCGAAGUUAUCACAGGACGCUCCACCACUGCAGAGACAGAUCCUAUCAACAUCGAACGCCAGUACGUGCACGAUUUGAAUGAUCAAAUCAUAACAAUCAUAUCGGUAUCGGCGAACAAGUUUGCUGAUAAAUUGUUCACGUUGAACGAUCUUCCGCAAUUGUUGCUCGGCAUGGUCUCAAGUUUCGAAUCAGUACCGGAGUUCAGAUUACGCUGUUGGAUCAAAAAAGUCUGGAGGUCAGUAAUAUGCGAAUGUCCACGAGAUCAGUUUCCGUCGAUUAAAGAAUUUUUCGAGCGAGUUGUUGGAGCCAUGCACACCAGACUCCAAAAUAUAUGGGCAGAAGUGUCUCAUAUAGAUUACGAUUCGGAGCCAACUGAAGAGGAGUUAUUUUUCGAGCAUAUGACUUGUGUCUUAUCUCGCGAAUAUAUCACAUUCCUCCGGGCCUGCUAUCUCUACAUCGAUGGUGAUGAAAAGAAACCAAUGGCGAUGACACCAUUGGGAGAGUGGUUGUUCAGUAACAAAGUUGGCCUUUCUUCUGUGAUUAUGACAGCGUUCUCAUCGUUGACAUUCCGUGAUUCCACGCUAGUUCUCAAAUCUAUUGGGUUUUGCAAGGUGUUGGCGGAAAAGCUGUGCGACUGCUACGAUGAUGAAGUGGGAGUGUAUAUGUUGGUUUGUUCAAUACGAUCACUUCAAUUGCAUGGAGCUGACGAAGUGACCGGUACUCCACUUAUUGGACUCGUGUUUCAUAUCUAUCUCGCUUUGCGUCGCUUCUCGAAUUCUCUGCCUCAAGUACUAAUGCAAGUUCCCAAUGUAACUGCAGAUAUUGUGGAGAGUUUCGACAGCAAAGUACGAGCUGUGAUAUCGGGCGAUGAUGUGAUUUUAGAGAAACAAAAGAAGGAAAUGGCACGCAAACUUUUCAAAGGCAUGAUAACGCUUACUAUUGGCGAACAACACAAAAAACCUGUUUAUCUUCGUCCUCUUCCACCCAUAGAAAAACGCCGACGUGUGGUGAAUGAACGUGAUAAUUUCGAGGACAUUGCGCUUCUAUUUGCCUGUGAAGAAGUAUAA